AUGGCGACCCUGGCCCGGGGUCGGAAAGCGGAGUUGCAAGAUGGAAGCGCGCCGCUUUCCCCAGUUUCAGAUUCGCCGCCUAUCAUCCUGCGGCUCGCACCCUCCUCGCAACCAUGGACAGCGGAGGAGGACGCGGUGCUGCUGCGGCACGCGCUGAGGCACGGCACGCGGCAGUGGGGGCGGCUGGUGCGAGGCAAGCAGCUCGCGCGCGGCAACAAGGCGUGCUGCAACCGCUUCCUCUUCCUAAAGAAGAAGUUCAUCCAGAAGCAUGAUGACGGCACUCUGCCAGCUCACCGACAGCUGGCUGCUUCCCCGUCCGCCGACCAAUCACAGCGGCACAUGUGGAACCGUCCUGACGUGGCGAAGCAAUAUGGCGGGCUGUCAUUGGUCGAGUGCAUGCAGCUGUUCCUCCCACCUGGUCUCCGAGACACCUUGGUCCCAUCUGAUUUAUCACCUGAACAUGCACCUGAGUUCAAUCCAGCACCUGCUGCUCCUCCUGAGGGUGACCUCAUGGAACCAACGGGGAGACGCUUGGGCAGGGAGCAUGCAGGAGCAGCAGCAGGAGGAGGAGGAGGAGGAGCAGGAGCACAGCAGAGCACAGCAGCAGUUUCAUCUCACCAGCUGGCUCACAUUCUCUUUCCUGAAUUACAUGCCACGGAUGUGCGCACCAUGCAUCCACACCCCGUGCAUGGGGGAAUGAAGAGGCCUCGCAAUGACGACGACACAGGAUUCAGCACCGGCGCCGGCGCCGCUCACACCAGCACUUGUGAAGGCCUGUCAGCAAGCCAGAUUCAAGGCACUGGAGCUAUUGAUGCCUCGGUUGUGCGCUCGCUGCUUCUGCGCGCCGCUGACAGCCAGAGUUGCCAGCAACAGUGCGAAAGCAGCAGCAUCAACACGCCCACAUUAGGCUCUCUUCCUACCCUCGACUGGCCACUCUCCUUCACUCCCUCCCUCCCAUCCUCCUUCACUCCCUCCUUUUCACCCUCCGUUUCACACUCCCUCGCACCCUCCCUUUCACCCAACUACGUAUCCCCCUUUUGGCCCCGCCCAGUCCACCCAGCACGCCCUCUUUCAUCCGCAUCCCAACGACCAUCCUCGUCUCUCUCGCCGUUCACCUUCAGGCUGGCUGAGAGCUCCCGCGUUCUGCAUUCCGCCCCUCCUAACAGCCUUUCGCCAUCCCUCCACGCGACCAUCCCUCCCCGCACCGCUCCCCCCACCGCUCCAAUCAACUCCCUUGCGUCCCCUCCUUCCUCUCACUGCCAGUCCGUUGCUCCCUUCACACCCACAUCUCUCAUAACAACUGAGACACCACGGGUGCCAUCAGCCCCCUCCGCCAUCAUCAACCCUUCCCCACUGCACUCUAACCUCUCUUUCCCCUCUUUCCCCUCACUCUCUGCACUUCAGUCAGCCCUCCAAACUCCUCCACCCAAAACACCUCUCACACUCUCCAACCCAUCUCAGCACCACCUCUUUCAGCGUUACCCUUCCCCCAGUCCCUCUCUCAGCAACGCUGCUGCCUCCGCCUCGGUGGACUGCUCCCCGCCUUCCGCCCAACCCUCCUCGCCCCAGCUCUCCUCCCAACGCACCGUUGCGCCAGUGGAAUCACAGCAGUUGCGAAACGCAGUCACACCGUCAGCAGGAGAAGCUUCAGCUGCUCCCCACCCUGCUGCAGCAGCUACAUCCGCGAGCGUGUGUCCCGUUCUUCCCUUUCUUCCUGUGCUUGCAGCAGAACCUACAGAGAGUCUGGCACAAGCAGCAGCCCUUCCAUCCCCGUUGUAUUCUGCAACAACAGACGCGUCUCCCCUCUCACCAUCUGCCCUGACAGCAGAACACGUGAGGCCGCACAAGAUGCCUCGGACGAGCCGUGGCGUGCUGCCCCCCGCUGCUCUGGAAUUCGCCCGCUCCUUUUUUUCCGGGCUGCCCGGCAGGGAUGAUUACCAGAGAAUCGAGAACAGCAAGGGGCAGCAAACGUUGGAGCGCACGUGCACCAGUGCGAGGGAGUGUCUGCAUAUUGCAGGGGAAGGCCUGCCUAGUUUGGGCCAAUCCUUACUUUCUGACAUCGUUAGUGCAGCAACUGCUGCUCCUGGUGUAACUGCUACCCCUGAUGUGACUGAUUCGCCCGCAGCAGCGGCACUUGCAGCAGCAGCAGAAGGCGUAUGUCAGGGAGAGGCAUUCAUUUGGAAGGAUCUGAUUGAGCUGGAAGGCGGGCGCGAGGUGGUGUUGUGUGGUGAGGAGAAGAGAGCAGGGUUGGCAGUGGACUCUUGCAGCGAGCUGGAGGACCUCUUUGAGGAGAACGAGCAAUCUGGUGUGGCCCCGUAUGGCAUAGGUACCAUAGAAUGA
Closterium sp. Naga37s-1 is the source of this 2340-nucleotide messenger RNA. NCBI's taxonomy places the organism in Eukaryota, Viridiplantae, Streptophyta, Zygnematophyceae, Desmidiales, Closteriaceae. The record is from the annotation of a GenBank genome assembly.